UCCUCAUCCUCCUCUCUCACCGUCCGGCUGCGCUCUGCCUCCAGGUACGGCUUCGACACGCCGCCCGACUACAACGACCACGAGCUCUACUGCGGCGGCUUCAGCAGGCAGUGGCAGCGCAACAAGGGCAGGUGCGGCGUCUGCGGCGACCCGUGGGACACGCCCCAGCCGCGGCUCCACGAGGCGGGCGGCAAGUACGGCACCGGCACCCUGGUGCGCAAGUACCUGACGGGCACGGCCAUCACCAUCCGCAUCGAGCUCACCGCCAACCACAGGGGGUACUUCGAGUUCCGCCUGUGCCCCGUCAACGACCCGCGGCAGGACGCCACGCAGGAGUGCCUGGACCGACACGUGCUGCAGCGCGCCGACCGGCCGGACCGCGGGGUGGAGGGCGAGGGCGGCGAGGGCGAGCCCCACGCGUCGCGCUACUACCCGGGCCCGGGCAACAAGGUGUUCGCGUCCAAGUACCGGCUGCCGCCACAGUUCACGUGCAAGCACUGCGUGCUGCAGUGGCGCUACAUCGCGGGCAACAACUGGGGCAUGUGCGCCAACGGCACGGGCGCCGUCGGCUGCGGGCCCCAGGAGGAGUUCCGCGCCUGCGCCGACGUGGUCAUCGUCAACUCGGCGGGCGAGGCCGACGACACCCCCCUGGCCCCCGAGGACGUCGACGUGGACACGCCCGUGGACGGCACCCCGGCGCCCAAGUCGCACGACUCGGGCUCGGGCCUGUUCGUGCUCCUCAUCGCGCUGUGCGCCCUGGCCGGCUCCGCCACCGUCUUCUCCCUCAUGUACCUCUACUUCUACCACGCGGGCGACCGCGUCAAGGGCUGGCUCGCGGCGCGAAGGCGAAACACCAAGGGCGCCGUCGGUGCCGCGGUGCUGCCGCCCGGCCCGCCAGCGCCGCCGCCCAGGCACAAGCGGCCCAGCAGCAUGGGGGCCACCAUCGUCUGCUAGCGGGCACCUGCCGGGCGCCGCCCGCCAAGCUCACUGCCAUCAGGAUCUCACGACUCCGGACUCGAUUACAUGUUCGAAACGUUGUUUUAAAUUGAAACUAUCCUGGAAAUGACUUUGGUACAUUCGUUAGACUCAUGAUGGUCUUAAACACAACCGUGGCUGUAUUGCUGUUUCACGCCAUUAGUUCCUAAAAAGAAUCAAAAACUGCAUGGGUGUAAUUUUUUUGUUGAAGUGCAGCAAAUUGUGAUAUUUCUUUUAACGUUUCAAUCACUUAGAGACAUGCCAACACGAGGUGAAUUAAGAAGAGAAGUAGAUUUGCACUCAGGGUACAUUAAAAGAAGACUGUUACCUAGAUGACUGGAACCAUUCUGGGGUCCACUGAGUAAUUUAUG
Molecule: messenger RNA, 1346 nt
Organism: Frankliniella occidentalis (western flower thrips)
Lineage: Eukaryota; Metazoa; Arthropoda; Insecta; Thysanoptera; Thripidae
Exons: 3
Source: RefSeq, a predicted model, not a curated record